GUCGCGGGCGGGGCCGGCUCACCCGGAAUGAAAACAAACGGCGGCGGCGGCGGCGGGCGCCGCAUCCGGGCAUUCUGCGGGUCGCGGCCGGCGCGACGGUGGCGCAGGAUGGCGCAAAAGAAAUAUCUUCAAGCAAAACUGACCCAGUUUUUAAGGGAAGACAGAAUUCAGCUUUGGAAACCACCAUAUACAGAUGAAAAUAAAGAAGCUGGUUUGGUAUUGAAGGACCUUGCUAGAAAGUAUGCUGACAAACUCGAAUGCUGCGAGAGUGAGGUGGAAAAGAUAAUAGAAGAAAUACGUUGUAAAGCAGUUGAGCGUGGCACGGGAAAUGAAAACUAUAAAACGACAGGAAUUGCUACAAUUGAGGUAUUUUUACCUUCGAGGCUAAGAAAAGAUAGGAAGAACUUGUUGGAGACGCGGUUGCAUGUCACUGGCAGGGAACUGAGGUCAAAGAUCGCCGAGAAAUUUGGAUUUCAAGAAAAUUAUAUCAAAAUCGUCAUAAAUAAGAAACAGCUGCAGCUCGACGAGACGCUGGAGGGCCAGGGCGUGGCGCACAACGUGAAGGCCAUGGUGCUGGAGCUGGAGCACUCGGAGGAGGACGCGCGCAGGCAACUGCAGCCCGAGGAGGAGGAGCAGAGCGAGGCGGAGCUCAAGGAGAGGCGGAUCCAGAGGACCAAGAGGGGCCUGGAGAUCCUGGCCGAGAGAGCCGAGAUGGUGGUGGACCCCGAGACCACUCCGUACUUGGACAUCGCCAACCAGACGGGCAGGUCCAUCCGAAUCCCGCCGUCGGAAAGGAAAGCCCUGAUGUUAGCUAUGGGAUACCACGAGAAGGGCAGAGCCUUCCUGAAAAGAAAGGAGUACGGGAUAGCCCUGCCGUGCCUGCUGGACGCUGACCGAUACUUCUGUGAGUGUUGCAGGGAACUCCUGGACACGGUAGAUAACUAUGCGGUGCUCCAGCUGGACAUCGUGUGGUGUUACUUCCGCCUGGAACAACUGGAAUGCCUUGACGACGCAGAGAGAAAACUGAAUUUGGCCCAGAAAUGCUUUAAGAAUUGCUAUGGAGAAAAUCACCAGCGGCUCGUCCACAUAAAAGGAAACUGCGGGAAAGAGAAGGUCCUGUUCUUAAGACUUUACUUGCUUCAAGGAAUCCGCAAUUAUCACAGUGGAAACGGAGAAGAGGCCUGCGAAUAUCUGAACAAGGCGCGGCAGCUGUUUAAGGAGCUGUACAUCGACCCCGCGAAGGUGCACGACCUGCUGCAAUUGGGCUUCACUGCCCAGGAAGCUCGGCUGGGCCUGAGGGCAUGUGAGGGCAACGUGGGCCACGCGGCUGCCCACAUCACCAGCCGCAGGGAGGAGUUGGCGCAGAUCAGGAGGGAGGAGAAGGAGAAGAAGAGACGUCGCCUGGAGAGCAUCAACUCCCUGAAGGGCAUGGGCUACUCGCUGCGCGCCGCCAAGCAGGCGCUGCACCAGGCCAGCGGGAACCUGGACGCCGCCCUCAAGAUCCUUCUCAGCAACCCCCAGAUGUGGUGGCUCAGUGACUCCGACUCUGACAGCAGCCCCCGAGAAAGCCCGUCCCAGGAGAGCAUCGACCAGCUCGUGUACAUGGGCUUCGAGGCGGGGGCCGCCGAGGCCGCCCUGCGAGCGUUCCGGGGAAGCGUGCAGCUGGCGGCCCAGACCCUGGCGCACAACGGCGGGAGCCUGCCCCCGGGGCUGCAGCUGGCGCCCAGCGACGACGCCGCCUCCACGCCCUCCACGUCCCCGUCCUCGUCGUCGGAUUCCGCAGGGACAUCCAGCGCCUCCACGGACGAGGACAUGGAGACGGAGGCCGUGAACGAGAUCCUGGAGGACAUCCCGGAGCACGAGGAGGACUACCUGGACUCGACCCUGGAGGACGAGGAGAUCAUCAUCGCAGAGUACCUGUCCUACGUGGAGAACAUAAAGUCGGGCGCCAAGAAAAACUAAACCCUGAACCCAAAUCAGUACUAAGCCGCUGCUCAUAAAUCCCGUGCUUAAGUCU
Sorex fumeus (smoky shrew) is the source of this 2017-nucleotide messenger RNA. RefSeq names its product negative regulator of ubiquitin like proteins 1 (gene NUB1). Lineage: Eukaryota; Metazoa; Chordata; Mammalia; Eulipotyphla; Soricidae. Gene Ontology annotation, molecular function: protein binding. The record is from RefSeq and is a predicted model, not a curated record. The transcript is spliced from 15 exons. Gene Ontology annotation, biological process: regulation of ubiquitin-dependent protein catabolic process. The coding region runs from base 28 to 1962 and encodes 644 amino acids.